Molecule: messenger RNA, 1212 nt
Organism: Aaosphaeria arxii CBS 175.79
Lineage: Eukaryota; Fungi; Ascomycota; Dothideomycetes; Pleosporales
Exons: 2
Coding region: 1-1212 (403 amino acids)
Source: RefSeq, a predicted model, not a curated record
AUGCCACUGUACAGGCGAACCCGGCCCACGCCCAUCCAGAUUUAUCGAAGACAAGAGUCUAGUAUAGGGCCAACAGAGACAGGUCUUCCCAGCCCCGAAAGCCCAGACUCGCCAACGGAGUCCCCAUUAAGUUCUCCAGAUUCGCCCGAGAGCAAAGAAGGCGACAUAGAGGGUGAUGAAAGCGGUGAUGAGGAUGAGGAGCAAGAAAACACUGCAAGUCAGUCUGGCGUGCCUGGACCAUCGCCGAGUACCUCAGAAACGGGACCAGUCCCUACUUCUAUCGACGGAAGCCAGACGACAUCCCUAGACCCGAAUCUAUCAACAAGUACCACUUCCGUCGCUGGACCACCGGAACAAGCGCUGCCAACCACGGUGAACACCAAUGGCUCCCCAACCAUAACUGCGCAACCACAAAUCACAAAUGGACCUUCCACACUGGCUUCUGGUAGCUCCUUCUCGGAAGGGUCGACAUCGGCUUUGACGAAUAUUUCUUCAGGUUUACCCAAUCCCGGACUAGACCCAGUUACUUCCACUCUAGCGACAAGUACUGUUCCAUCUGCAGCACAAUCCGAGGUUGCGGGCAACGCUGGUAGCUCUAGCAUAGGGCAGGAUCAGCCACAAAGAGCUACGCAAAACGAUGGGGGCGGCGGCGGCGGGAUGAGCAAAGCUGCGGAAGCUUCUUUGAUAACCUUCUCGAUACUAGGUGGUAUCGCUGUUUUGAUCGCGGUAAUAAUUUUCUUGAGAAAACGCAAUCGCGCCAAACGACAAAGCCAUCUGCGACACGCGGAAGACGCAUUCGAUCCGGGCAAUACUGGUACCCUUCAACAACCCGAGACGGUACACACAAGCCAUUUUACUCGUUCAACCACCAACACGGCAUCCCUAUUUGGAGGAGAUCACUACCAGCGACCAGAGACAGUGUCAACAGACAAUGGCCGUUCACGCAUCGCACCGCCCCAGCCUACACCAAACCCAUUUGCGGAUCCGCCCCUGAACAAAGCAUACGACGUAUUACGCGGUCGUCCAAGAUCUACCACACUCACCGAUCGUGGAAGUUGGACCCAGAAUCCAUUCCAGAACCCCAUCAGUGAGCGAUUUGACCCAUUUGGCGAGUUACAAGACAAGGCGAGAGCAGAAAGGGAAAGAUACAUGGAGGAGUUACAGCAUGAGCACGAUGUUCUCCAGAAAGAAAGGAUGGGCUUGUCGAAGUAA